UUGAAUCUCCGAAAUGGUCUAUUAUUUCUUAAACUCAGGGAACUAGAAAUAGUGUGAGUUUUUUUAUCUGUGAGAAGAUUCUCCUAAAUUGCCAGCUCUUUUAUUUUGUAAUGUUUUCAAUAGAACUAUGCAACAAGGAUGCCCCUUUACCAUAGCUGUAAGAGUAAGGAUAGAAAACACUUGCAAGUAAAUUCAUUUAUGGAAGAUCACAACCAUCCUGUCAGUGAGGCAUUAUAUUGUCAUCUUCCAAGUAAGAGAAGAUUGUCAAACGAAGAAAAGAUCGAUGUGAAAGAGCUGUUGCAACUAAAAGGAAAUAAGAAACUGAUUCAACAAAAAAUUUCAAUAAAAAGUGGCAAAGUUGUUACACUAAAAAAAAAUGGGCAAACGAUACCAUCAAAAAUGACUUGGAUGAUGUUGUUGCUAUGCUGCGAAAUAGAUAUGGUAAUUUUCUGCUACUGCUAUAUAACAUCUACAUAUGUUACGUAAUUUGUGGUUUAGGAUGUGAUGUAGAAAUCAGUCAUGACAAUGAAAAAAA
Messenger RNA from Hydractinia symbiolongicarpus, 535 nucleotides. RefSeq lists its product as uncharacterized. The transcript is spliced from 2 exons. The record is from RefSeq and is a predicted model, not a curated record. NCBI's taxonomy places the organism in Eukaryota, Metazoa, Cnidaria, Hydrozoa, Anthoathecata, Hydractiniidae. Bases 139 to 486 code for a protein of 115 amino acids.